UUCUUCUGCUUAACGAUCUAACCCGCUGGCCUUUAAAAUAUUCAACUGUGUAGCUAAUAAAGUAGAAGCGAAAAAAUUCUUCCAAGUCAAGCCACAGUGAAGAAAUAGAAGCGAAAAAAUUCUUCCAAGUUAAGCCACAGUGAAGAAAAAGAAAAGAUGAUGAGCAAGUCUCAAAGACACGUGCAGCGCACGUGCCUCCUAUUAAGAAAUUUGAAAAGCCGCAACAAAAAGCAAGUACAUUGAGAGAAAAAACAUAAACCCUACACCAAACAGGCCGUGAAUGAGUUAACCUAAAACCCCGACUCCCUCCAAAAACCCUGCUCCUAUUUUUCCUCUUUUCUCUUAUUACAGACCAAACGAUUGAACAACCUAUUGUUCAAUGGAGGAAACAAGCUCGAUGUCAAAGGAAGAAGAUUCAAAAAGUGAAAUAGGAAUGGAAGAUUACACGGAAAUCAGUGACGUCGAUGAUGAUAUUCAAAUAGGAAUUGACGAGGAUAUUAAUCAAGACGAAAUCCAAGAAGAAGAUGAGAUGGAAGUAGAGAAAGAAAAAAUUCUUCCCAAAUUUGAUGAAGCAAAACUGAGAGAGCUAUUGCGUAACUUAAAAUCGGUUGAAGUUAAAAUUUAUUCAGAGGCUGCAAAAGAGUUUAUUAAGCUAUUAAGAGGAGAUACAGGAGGUGAAAUACUCCGUCACUAUGUACAAGCUUCACCAUUAUGUAUUGAGCUCGAGGAAACUUGGAAUUCUCGGAAAGGGAAAUCUGAAGUUUCAAAGAUUAUAUCGUUGAUUACUGCAAUUUUGGAACACCCUGAUGGGAAAUUUAUAUCAGGUAAUAAAGAGACAUUAAUUAUUAGUCAGAAGCUUGACAAGUUUGCUCGUCUCAUUAUUAAAUCCGAGUCAUCCAAAGAAGAAAAGGAUGGCUUGCUGAAAGAAAAGAAAUCUAAGUUACCAGAUGUUUAUGAAGAGUUGAAGAGUAAGGAAGGAAGACGGCAAAAUGCAGCUUUGUUGCUAAUGGCUGCAAUUGUUAAACGCGGUGUAGGUUUGGGUUCGGAGGUUGCUGAGCACUUUGACUUCAAGCUUCCUGUUUUUGCUAGUCUAGCAGAAUAUAAGAAGAAUAAGGUUGAAAACAGAAAGCAUUCCACCAGAAAAUCCUUCAUCAAGUUCGCACUCUCAUUUUUAGAAGUUGGGAAUCCGAGAUUGUUGAGAUGGGUCUUACAGCAGAAGGAAAUGUUUUCUGGCAUUUUACGUGGACUUGGAAGCGACGAUGAGGAGACAGUAGUUUAUGUGCUAUCUACACUCAGGGAUAGAGUUCUAACGCCGGAUUCUUUGGUGCCUCCAAGUCUUCGGAGUGUUCUCUUUGGAAGUGUUACCUUGGAACAAUUAUCUAGCAUUUCGGGUAAUCCGGUAGAUGGACCUUCUGCCGACGUUGCACAUGUAGUUCUAGUUAUGGUUUGCACUGAUCCUCAGAAUGGGCUGAUGCCAGAUCAAAAGGGUGUUACAAAUCCAUUAAAGGGUAAUCGAAAGCGCCUCUUGGAUCUCAUGAAAAAGCUAAAUGCAAAAGAUAAUGGUUAUCACAAGGAUCUUCUUUUGGAAAUUGUUAACGGGAGGCCUUCUUUUGGUUCAGCAUACAUGGAUGAGUUACCUUACAAUCUCGAGCCUCGUUCAUCUGAUAACUGGUUUGCUGCUGUUUCUUUGGUGUCAGACUUGAUUUCUUCCACAAGCACUAGUUUUAGUUUUGGUGCUCCUGCUUCCCAGAUACAUGAUCCACCUACAUUAGAUAGUCCUGAGGUACAAUGUAUGCUGAAAUGUAUUAUUCCCCGUGCGUUUAGUCGGGGUGUCAUCAAUAGGGGAUUGCAACAUGAAGAUCUUUAUGUGAAGCAUGGUAGUGUGAGGCUUCUUUUAGAGGCCUUAAAAUCAUUAGAAAACUUAGUUGGUUCUGUAGAUUAUAAUUCUCGUUCCAACAAUUCAAUGGUGCAUAAAUGGUUGAAUCUCAAGCAAGACAUUCAAGACGAAGCCAGAGCUGUGUUACCCGACCCUCAAGUUUUGUUUAAAUUGCUUUCUGACGAGAAAAAAGAGAAGGAGCAAAAAAAUGAUCCCAAGCGUUGCAAUAAAAAGAUGAAAAGGUCAACGAACUUUGAAUGCCAUGCUGGUGCGAAGAAAUCAAAAAUUGAUCGCAUUGACGGUGAUAUUGAUAUCCUUAUUGGUGGAAUAAGUAGUGAACCCGAUAAUGCUAUGCUUUGUAAGACUGAGAGCAUUAUGGAUGAACUGAUUAUAGACCAGGUGGAAAAUAAAAAGGAGUCGGCUGAUGUUAUUGCUGGUAUUUGGGGAUUUCAGAGAGUUGAACAACAAGAUGCAGAAAUAUGUUUCCACUCCAAGGUUCUUGAUGUGCUUGCUCUAUACCUACGCACCAUGCCUAACACUUUAGAGGGUUCAUAUGAUUUCUUUAAGGAGCUUCCAAGCGACCCUUUUACAUUGUCAAGUAACCAGCAGCAAUCCUUAUUGCCUCUUUUAAUAGAAUAUAUUGGAUGGUCUCCUGAGAGGAAAGUCCCCAUCAGACCCCCUGAAGCACUGUACAAGCAUCUGCAUCCGUUGGUCAAUCUCUUGAUACGUUCACCAAUCAAAGAAAUACAAAAUCAAGCAUAUACUCUGGCUCGAGCAGCCAUGUUUAGUACUGGUGCCUUUGACAGAGAUAAUCAAGAAAUUGAUGCAUGGUUCUUGUUUUUACCUGGUUAUAGACGAGAGGGGCAGACAGAGGAAGGACAAGGGCAUGACCUUUUCGGGGACUUGUUUGGAGUUGUCGUUUCAUUUUUCUGUGACGCUGUUUCUACGGUGGGAAAUAACUUGUACAAAUAUCAUGAUAUGGUAAGGUGCAAACUUUCCGAAUUAAAUGACAUCAAAGAUGCUCCUGAUUUCAGCCCUCUUGUCUUCUGUAUCCUGGAUAAGUGUCUAAGGUUGCUGGAGUCCAGUUCCGGGAAAAAGUUAUGUGACAAAUCAAUGGUAUCACUCUAUGUGUGCAAUACACUAAGUUUUCUCUUGCAGACUCAGGUUCAAGGAGGGUUGCUACAUGCUUUCAUUGAGUUCCUUUUAACUCAAAGACUUUGUGACCUAUCAAGAAGGAAUGGAUUUGGGGACUUCACUUCACUUGAUGAUUCAUGCAAUUUCCCAUGUGAAUGGAGGCCAUUAAAGAAUCUGUUGCUCCUUUCACAAAAUGUCUCUAAAAAACAGGCUUGUUGUAACUCUUAUUCCAUUCCCCAAAGAACUCAAAGUGCAAGUCGUCAUCCUUUUGCAAGAACUCUUGAUAACAUAAAGGAAAUCAUAAAACGUAGUCAAGGUGGUGAUUUAGUGGGUGUAGCCGCAGGUUUCUCCUCUUCAAUAAUUUGUAUAAGUUCUUACGAGAUAUUAGAAAAUUUUCCAUCCAUCAUUACUAUAUCCCAUCUCCUUCUAGGAAAACAUCUUCAAUUCUUAUCUUAUCCAUUUUUCCUUGAGCAAAAUUUUCUCUCUAGAGUUUCUGAUCUAUGGCCCAAUAUAGUGUUCUCUGCUUUAGAACAUUUUGAUACAAUUGCUCAGAAGUCCAGAUGUAGUUCUUAUUCCAGUGAGGAAAUCAUUUCUACCAUGGAAGUUGAUUCAAUCAAAUCUGCUUCCGUUGCAUUUAGUUUCUUCCUAAAGGAGGCACCUUUUUAUGUGCUAUUUUCUUCGGUAUUGAGAGUUGGAAAUCUUGAAUCUUUCGUCUCUUCUAAACUUGUAGACAUACUCAAGGUCAAGCUUACUGAAGGUUCACCCGGCGACUUGAUUGCAUCUCUUCGUCUUGCACUUUUCUGGGCUCAUCAGAUACAAUUAUCAUUCAGAGUUGACCCGGUAGAUGAGCUUGAACGGCCCUUGCAGAUUUGCUUUAUAUGCAUAAAGCACAUAUUGACACAACUUUUUGCUGUCAAAUCAAAUUUUGAUACUUCAUCUAUCAGUGAGUUUCCUGUAUUGGUACCAUAUCUCCAAGAAGUUGCAAGAAUUGUUUUCCAUCAUCCUGCAGUGAUUUUGUCAUUAUCACAACCUUUGCGCCGCGGUUUGAUGCCUGCUUGUGUAAGCCUGGGCAAUGGCUCCGAGGAUUUUGUAAGCUCAUCGAAGUUCAAUGUUCACUCGAUGGAACAUAAUAUCUUAGAGUUAUUGACGACAGUUGCCAAUUACUUCUUUUCUUCAUACUUGGAUCAAGUUGCCGUGACUGAAGUCCAGGAUGCAGAAAAUAAAAAGCUUUUGAAGAUUUUCAAGUCCUUGGUUAGACAGGUUAUUUUAUUCUUUAUGGAUAAGUUCGAUUGUUGCAUUAGGGAUAAAGAUUCGACCCCCAUACUACCAGCUUAUCACAUAGUUGUUGCUUUAAGUCCUUAUAUAUCUCCUAUUGAGUUGCUAGAGCUUGUGCAAUGGAUUUUUCGUAAAGUUGACCUGAUUGACUCAAUAGGUUGGAAAUCUUUUAAGAUUGAUGCUUUUGCAGUGGGAUGCUAUAUUUUUGAUGCUGCUUUCGAUUUGCUAUCAAGUUAUUUGCAUCAAGUCAGCAGAAGAAAAGUGCACUCCUCUUUGCUCUGGGAAGUUAAGGGGGGAAAUGUUGACAUCAGCCUUCUCCAGGAAACUUACUACAAGGUAAUUGAACUUGCCACUACUUCCAAGUUAAGAUUCGCUGAUACAUGCUUGUUGAAGGCUGUGAAUACCGUGUAUAAGCAAAAAAUUAUGUUGCCGAAAGAGGAUCUGUUUCCACUAGUUAUGGCACUAUCGAGGGUGAUAAAAAGCACUCCCAUCGAAAUUAUUUCUCAUUGCAUCCACACAACAAGUGCAACCAAGGCAAAACUUUUGUUUCUACUUACAGAAGUAAGUCCCUUGCACUUGACUCUUUUUGGGCAAGUAGUUUUGUCCAUCUUGGGUAAAAAUUUGCCUUCAACUAGCAACAUGGUCGAAGAGAACCAUAAAUGUGUCAUUGCAGAUGACGACCUUAUACUGCUAUUACCUGUUGCUCUAUCAUACUUGAAUUUGAGCAUUACUAAGUUCGGCGUUCAGUAUCUCAAGUCUUUAGGGGCCAUCACUUCGAUUUAUUCGAGAAUACUGUUGGAUGGUUUCUUAAAUUGGAGGAGUUCUGUAUCUAGAACCGUGUUUCAAGAAGAAUUCGAUGAAUCCCCACCAUCAUCUACUAAAGAUCUUCUUAAUGUAUUCGGGGGUACUCUAUAUGGAAAAACAAUUCACAUGUUGAGAUACUGUUUUGCUUUAAAUGCAGAUUCUAUUGACAAGAAGAAAAGGAAGGAUCUUUUUUGUUCUAUGUAUUCAUCUUCUGGUACAGAUGAUAGUUUGCUAGAUUGUGAUGUUGGUGAGAUAAAUAAUUGUUCAAUUGAUGAUUCACUAAACAUUGCGAUUAGAGCCAUAGCAAAAGUAUGCUUUUCUAGGUUGCUAUUAUUUCCAGCGGAUAAUUUUAUUCAGUCUCUGAGGACUAAAAGAGGCGGAGGGUUGAAGGAGAUGACUCUUGAAGUUGGUUCCACUAGAAAGGAUUCUAUGAGAUUGAGGUUAAUGAGAAUCUUGGUCAGUACAUUGCGCUCUAUUGCCAUGAAGUUCCCUGUAGUGACAGAUAACUCCGGAAAGUCGAAACGCCCAGAAUGUUCAGUGUUCACAUUCUUAGAAACUUAUAUUCUGAGAAACAUAUCUGAAUUGUGUAGGAAGAUGCAGACAGAGCUUGUCCAGUUUGAUUCACUUCCUUUCUUGGAUACAUUUUUCUCAUCAUCUCUUCGGUAUAGAUUUGAGGAUCCUAUCACAUUGAAAGUGCUCAGGGAUGUUGUUAUUACACUAUCUGAAGGGAAAUUUUCUUCUGGUGUCCUUCUUGAACUUAUGCAAGCUCACUCUCAUUUCAUCCCUUCUAUUCUAUGGACUAACUCGAUUUCUGACUCUUCUAGUGUUUUUCAUGGUGUAACUCUGUUGAGGCCUUUAUCCAGCAUAUUGAAGUCUCAUGUUCUCUUACUUACUGAUUUACACAUGUCGGAUGACAAGAUUAAUCUUGAUUUAUCUUCUUCCCAUUCGAGAAAGUUGGAAGUGAUCAAACUUUUGAGAGUACUUUAUCAUCUCAAGGCUUGUCAGAAUGGCAAUGUUGCUCCAGCAGAAGAUAUCAGCAUGGUUCCAAGAGAGUUGCUUUCCUUGCUUCUGUCCUGUUAUGGCGCAACAAUGGGAAAGGUCGAUUUGGAGAUAUUCAGCCUCAUGAGUGAUAUAGUGUCCGCAGAAGGAUCUAAUCUAAGCAUUAAUGAAAUGGAUUAUCUGUGGGGAGGUGCCGCUUUAAAACUUAGACGUGUGAAAGAGCUUGAGUCCACCCAUGAGAUAAUCAAUGGUGAAACAUGCGAAGAGCGUCGAAGAAGGCAAUUUAGGGAGAGUUUUUCGAUUGACCAGAAUUUAUGUGUAGCAACAGUUUUACAUUUUCCCAAUGAAAGAGUUGACCUUGAUAGCCCUACAACAACAAGCAAGCUUCAAGAGGAUAACUUGCUGAAUAUGCUAGAGGAACCGUAUCCAAGGAUUGAUAAGAUACAACAGUAUGAUCCGGCUUUCAUCUUACGGUUGUCAAUUCAUGGUCUAUCAAUGGGUUACUUUGAGCUUUUGGAAUUCGCGGGCCUUGGUUUACUUGCACUAUCUAUUAUGAGCAUAUCUUCACCUGACCAAGGAAUUAGGAAACUGGGUUAUGAUGCUCUUGGAUUAUUCACUAACGCCUUAUACAAGAAGGAUGAGCAAAACAAGAAGUCUUUGUCGCCGCUUCGACUUCUUUUAUUAUCUUUGCAAAAUGGUAUAACUCAAGAAAUGCAAAGAAUACCUUCUGUGUCAGCUAUUUUCGCUGCUGAAGCUUCUCUAGUAUUGUUGGAUCCUUCAAGUGAUCAUCACGUUGCCAUAUCCGAACUGUUGAGACGCUCGCCGUUGAAUUUGAAGAAUAUUCCAUUAUUUGAUACAUUGUUUGAGAGUUGCUCGAUUAAGUUCAAGACAGACAAGCUAUGGAUACUUCGACUAUCCUAUUCGGGAUUAAAUUUGGAUGAUGAUGCUGAAAUAUUUCAGUCGAAAUGUCUUCACAAGAUGUUGAGUUUUUAUUCGUCUCCUCUCUCUGAUUAUGAGUCCAAAAUUCUCAUUCUUCAGAUAGUGAAGAAAGCUGUUAAGUUGCAUACACUAGCUCGUUAUUUAGUCAAGUCAUGUGGAUUGCUUUCGUGGUUAUCAUCUGUUUUUUGUUUCUGUGAUAAGAGGCUAUAUGGUGACGAUAAGGACCAAUCUGUAAAGGCUAUGACGAUCAGUUUAGAGGUCGUCAAUGAUAUUAUUUCGCAGAGUACGAUUACUAAAUUGCUCCAGAACUACCACCUUGAACAGUUAUCAGAGCUUUCGUCUCAUCUGUACAAAUUUAUUUUUGAAAAUUUAGUGCUGAUAAAGCAAAAUGCACCGUUGAUUCAUUUGAUUUUGCAAAUAGUGGUGACAACUUUGCGGGUUACUCAGAAAAGAGAAAUGUUUGAGCCACAUUUAAACUUGCCAGAUCAGCCGCGAUUUAACUUGUCGUAUGACAGCUUAUUUCCACUGUACCAAGCCAUUGAUGGUGGACAUGACAAAGGAUUUGGUCUUACUGCUGACCUUGUGCUGAAGGCCGUACUUACAAGUGCACCGCCUAUUCUCAACCGCAGGGAUAUAUCAAAAAUCACAAGGUUUGUUAGGUGGGCGAUCCCUGUUGCGUCGAUGCCAUAUAGUGAAGAGAAACUUGUACUCAGAGAUUCUGAACUCCAAUCGACAACCUUUUCCGGGGAACAACAAUCUAAAAAUACUUUACUUUCAACACUUUUACGAUGGGUGGCAGCUUCUGUGAUUCUAGGAAGGAUAUCUAGAACUUCAUGCAAAAUCGAUACCUUUGCUCUGGAAAGUAGAAAGGAGUAUACAAAGGAAGAAAGUCUAAAGUCGCUAUUGGACAACCUAAGGGAAAGGCAUGACAAGGGAAUUGAUGAUGAUUUUGAUGAAGGGCGAGAAGAUGAUCAUAGUAACAUUGUGGGGUUAGCAGUGACAAUUUUGUAUCUUCAGCAACUCCUUGGAACGAAUGACAAAGUAAUCCAACCCGUUGUUUCGGCUUUAAGUUUAUUACUCCUACCCGAUGACUCUGAAAGUGCUGGAGGAGCAGUUUCUUUGAUUGGUGACCAAGGUAGAUACUUGGAAUCACUGUGUGCAGAUAUUAGUUGUCCGGCUGAAGCUAAUCUUGCUUGGAGAUGGUCAUUUGAUCGACCAUGGGAGGACUCGUCUUCAGAGCUAACAGAGCUGCAGAAGUUUGAUGAAUACAAUGCUUGCGAAACUAGUUUGCUAAUAUUUUCAAAUGCUGUUGGAGGAAGGUUGGUAAAUUUGCCUGUUUUAUCGCAUCAAGAUUUGAAUGAUUCGGGUGUUUUCGGAUGGGAGAGAAACAUUCUUUCAACAGGUUAACUUUUCAAUUAAAUCAAAUAGCUGAAAAUGUGUAAGCUCUUGUGUGUUAGUUGUGACAGCUACAUCAUCCAGAGUUGCUCAUGAUUUUACCCAAUACUGAGCUUUAUGUCUGAGUACAAUUUUGUCGAAGUGCUCUGCUCUUGAAUGUACAGUCUACUUCAGUAUAACAAUAUAGCCUGUGCAUCUGGAGAUUUUUGAAUCGAGAAAGACAUUGCCCAGACAGCCCAAAUUUUCUUUCUACUUCUGUUCUCAAAUAUAGUCGACCGUACUCGAUAAGUACCCAAUAAUGCAGAGAAUAGCUCCACACCUGUUCAGUUUCUGUCCUCUUACCGAGUCAGUGCAGCUCAAGUAGUACUGAGCAUCUGUGAUUAAACUUCAAUGAUUUCGCCAUCUUUGAGGUGCCUAAAGAACUACAGAUUCCAGGGAUCCAAGGAUUCAUUUGAUUGCUACAUUUUUGUUCUAAUCUGAAAAGACUUUGAGCUCUUGAGCUUAAACUUUAAAUUUCUAUCAAUUUAUGAUGAUUUAUGAGACA
Molecule: messenger RNA, 8966 nt
Organism: Papaver somniferum (opium poppy)
Lineage: Eukaryota; Viridiplantae; Streptophyta; Magnoliopsida; Ranunculales; Papaveraceae
Exons: 14
Coding region: 380-8434 (2684 amino acids)
Biological process (GO): maturation of LSU-rRNA from tricistronic rRNA transcript (SSU-rRNA, 5.8S rRNA, LSU-rRNA); maturation of 5.8S rRNA from tricistronic rRNA transcript (SSU-rRNA, 5.8S rRNA, LSU-rRNA)
Cellular component (GO): nucleolus
Source: RefSeq, a predicted model, not a curated record